Messenger RNA from Mya arenaria, 4216 nucleotides. Its product is annotated as ankyrin-1-like. Lineage: Eukaryota; Metazoa; Mollusca; Bivalvia; Myida; Myidae. Gene Ontology annotation, molecular function: protein binding. Gene Ontology annotation, biological process: intracellular signal transduction. The record is from RefSeq and is a predicted model, not a curated record. The transcript has 6 exons. The coding region runs from base 256 to 1683 and encodes 475 amino acids.
GAAUCAUGAAGGUGUGUUCAAAGAAAGGAAAAUCAAGAAAUAACUCUCUGAUUUAAAGACUUCUGAAUGUUUUUGUUUAAUAAUGCACACUCGCAUCAUGCAGUAGACAUGCUUUGCAUAAGUAUCGUUCUGAAAUUUGCAGAUUUCGUCCCAAAAUUUGGUCAGACGAACCGGAUGUUUACAAAAUGACUGGGGGACAUCUCAAAAUGGACUUUUGACAAAAUUCUGACAUAUAUACAGUGAAAAGUAAAUUGGAUGAUGGACAGCUUGCUUUAUGAUGGCACAAUAGAAUACCAAAUCUAUAAUCAGCAAGAGGCAGCAUUGAUGAUGUGUACAGGCAUGCGAUUUGCCAGUGAAGAGGCAACCAAAGCUUUACACUAUACAGAGGGGCUUGAUCGUGAAGCCUGCUGUAAGGAGUUUGCUGUUGCCUGCUACAUUGGCAAUGUCAAGGUGGUUGAAACAUUCAUUGAGCAUUACCAAGAAGAAAAUUCAUGUACCUCAAGGUCUGACAAUGAAUUAAAUGAUUACUUAGAGAGUGAUGUUAGUACUGGCCAUUCAAAACGACCGCAGUCUGUUGUAAAUCAUUACAAUGCAGAUGGAUUGACACCAUUAUUGUUGACGAUCAUUGGUAGCCAUAGAAAUAAACUCAAAAUUUGCCAAACUUUAAUCGAAGCUGGGGCAGAUGUUAAUCAACCCCAACAAUUGUCAAAAGAGAGUCCACUAAUUUGUGCAAUACAGCAAGGAUGUGAUGACAUUGUUGAACUGCUUCUUGACAAUGGAGCGGAUACGCAACUCUGUGAUAAUGUUGGAAUGUCCCCCUUGUAUGUUGCCAUCAGGUGUAGAAAUAUGAAGAUGGUGUGUGCCCUUAUAAAAGCAGACUGUGAUGUGAACAUUGGAAGUCAAGAUCAUACGCCGUUGUUUCUAGCCACUAGGACAGGACAGCUUAAGAUAGUAGAGCUGCUUUGUGAAUCCGGCUGUGACGUCCAUGUUAAGAACAAGUACGGUGUCAGUCAUGUUUAUGAGGCUGCUUUAUGUGGUCAUGUGGAUGUUUUAAGGUACUUGUUAGAUCAGCGAUGCACUGUCAACGACCAAGACAUGUACAACCAGUCACCGCUCCAUGUUGCCGUGAUCAAGGGACAUCACUCUUGCACAAAGAUCCUUGUUGAAGCUGGAGCUAACUGGCGUCUUCGCAACUACAAUCGAGAGGCAGCCUUGGAUUUGGCAUUGAAACUGGGACGGUCUGAAAUUGUUGAGUAUUUUUUUGAGGAAGGACUUGACAUACUACCAAGAGGGGCUAACCCCCAAGGCUUGGUUGGUUUGGUGUCAGUGUUUGAGCAUGGUCACACAUCAACUCUGGAGGUCUUACUUCGUGGCUGUGCAAGGCUUCCUAUACUUCACUGUGUCGGGGUUCUUCCGAUAUUCAGGAACAAUGCACAUCUCAUGAAGUUGCUGUUACAUUCUGGGAUACAGACAGUACCUUCAAUGCUAUUGGCCAGAGAUACCCACACUGAAUGUAAGGAGAUUUCUGAUUGGCUGAAAGAAUUCAAGCACAAUUCAAGAUCCCUCAAGGACAUGUGUAGAAUACGGAUUCGCCGUUGCCUUGGAAACAAAAUCCUUUAUAGUGUUAAACAGUUGGAACUUCCAAAUGAACUUAAGCAAUAUGUUACAUUAAGAAUUUUAUGAUUUUUUAGGUAAGCACAUGUAGAUUUUGUAAGUUUUAUGACUUUUGUAUAUUUUUUGUCUGUUGUUGAUAAGUUAUUAAUGACAAAACUUUUAAAAGAUCAUUUUAAGUUUUAACAUGACAGUUUCUUUAUAUCAGAAUUUUACAUAUUUUAGCUUGUCUGUUUUGUAUUCAUAAGAAAACAGCCUUGUCAGCUUUUGAAAGAAACAAAAUCAAGACAUUGUGACUGUUCUCUUUUUAAUCUUCGUCAUAUGACAUAAUGCAGUCUUAAACUCUCUUCAUAAUUAAAUAGUUUAAUCAUUUAAGGGGUUUCAAUGAAACUUUGUACACAUGUUGCUGCUAGAGUUAGCGCGCUCUUAUUGCUACAAUACCCGGUACUUUUUUUAAUUAUGCCUCUUUUUGACUGGAGACAAAUGACACAACCAUAAACAAGCUUUGGGAGUGUGUCUUUUUCUCAUACAGCUUAAUGCGAAGACAUCUGAAAAAAGAAAUUCAGUUAUAUAUAAAAUCAAUAAUAAACAAAUCAUCAAUAAUUCAUAUACAUUUUUCACUACUAUCAUAUCAUAAUUUAACUAGUCAAGAAUUGUUACUGUACUCUGUUUAUUUUGAUAUCUGUAUGUUAUUCUUUUUUAUGUUGAAAUGAGUUUCAAAUAUUGUUGCAGAUGAAUAGUCUCAUCAAGCUUAUUUUGUUUCUAUGCUAUUAAUAAGGACUCAUACUAUUGUCUUUCAUGGCAGGCAUUUGUUUUUCUUAUUCAUGGUAAUUAUUACUAAUUAAUGACACACACGUUUUUGAUAUAGCAUUUAAGAUUGGAUUUUAGCUUGACUGUUUUCGUUAUUUUAUACUAGAGAGAAUGUUGAUGUGUGUUAGACCAAUGAUGUCAUAAAUAGCGGUAGGAUUAUAAUGAUAGUUUUUAUGAUAGUUUGUCUGGUUAGCGCAUGCUUUUCUCACCAAGGCACCCGGGUUUAAUUCAUGGCCAUAAAAAUAUAAAUUACCUAAAGUUGGUCAUGACCAAUCAAUAACUUGAGAAGCCUUUGUAAAAUCAUUACCAAAUGUGGUCACAAUGUGUAUGGGUUUAAUAUCUUGGACAAGUUUGAUAACCAGCCAUAUCACCCUAUUCAUUAAGAGUUAUCGCCCUUUUAUUAUAGAAAUUACAUAAAAUUAGUCUUGUCCGAUCUUUAACUGAUAAAGUCUUUGUUGAAUCAACACCAAAUUUGGUCAGAAUGUGCAUGGGUAUAAUACCUUGGAUGAUUUCUAUAACUCGCACCCAAGAGUUUUUGCCCUUUAACUAUAGAAAUUACCUAAAAAUGUCCAAUCAAUAAUUUUAUAAGCAUUUAUUUUUUAGAACGAAAUUAUUACACAAAUGAUGGAUCUAUUUAACUUGAGCACUAAUUUUUACAGAUUGCUGUAUUUUUUUUUAUAAAAUGUUAUAAUUUGCUAUGCUGACAUUAAUCAUAUGCUAGUCAUUAGAAGUCUGCUGGUUAGUUACACUAUUAAACUACUAAUAAAUCAAUACUGAGCUUCAUUUGAUAAAAUAUAUUUCUAUUGCAUAUCUAGGCUUAAACACAUAAUUGGGUCAUGUUUUCAACUUAGAGUUAUUUUUCAGCGAGCGUACACAAAUUUUCGUAAAAGUCGAGCAUUUCAAUUUAUAUUUUAUCGUGAGUAUCACAAAUCAAUUGGAGUUCUUUUUUCAACAGGCUUACACAAAAUUUCGUAAAAUCAAGCAUUUCAAUUUAUAUUUUAUCGUGAGUAUCACAAAUCAAUUGGAGUAAUUUUUUCAAUCAGCAUUCACACAAUUUUCUAAAAUCAAGCAUUUCAAAUUAUUCUUCAUCGUGAGUAUCACAAAUCAAUUGGAGUCAUUUUAUUAAGGAAUGUCUGACAAAAUAGUUGUUAAACUUAGCACUUUAGUUCAAUAUAUAGUAAGUGUUACAAAUCAGUUUAUAACUUGAACUUGCAAAAAUCAAAUAAACAUUUCCUAUACUGACCAGAAGGGUCAUAGUUUUAAAUCAGAUAUUAUGACUACUUGAAAACAUCAACGAGAACAUGCUAUUGUACCAUACUUGAUGUUGUGUCUGUAAAAUGGCCCUUGUUUGUUUUAAAUUAAGUUUUAGUGAAGUUAGCCAUGUUUUUGUUGAAGCAUUUAAGUGGCAUUUAUUUAAGAUAUACGGUUGCAUUCUGGGAUUUUCGGACAACGUCAAUUUUUAUGACAAAAAUGAUUUAUUGACAUAUGAUUCUAGUUCGGGGCUGUUCCAUUUAAACAUAUAACCCUCGGGGGGAAGGCACUUAUAAAUUAUGCCACCCCACGUACAGAAGCAGAUUUACCCUUUUGGGGUCCAAAUUAGCGAAAACAGACACCUUUCCAAGACAAAAAAGGUGUAAAAAUGGUAUAUCUGUGAGAGUGCAGCUUUUAAGCAUAAGUGAAACAUUUUACAUAACAUGCUUCUGCUUUUGUCAUAAAAUGCAAUAUUGUUUAUGCACAAUUUUGAUAUUGUAAAACGUUGUUUGUAGAUAAACGUAAUUGUUACUGAAUAAAAAGA